UUUUCCUGCAUGUUGAUGUCGGGAUUCUCUAACCAUUUGUUUUUCCCAAGACCGGAAUUUAUUUCAAAGUUCACAAAACUGAAGGACCAGUGGCAGAGCGCCACCCAGCGCCUCCGGCAGAGGAAGAGUGACAUCGAUGGGCUGGUGGGACACUGGCGGUUCUUCACCACCUCCGCGGAGGACUUGCUCCGCUUCCUCACGGACGCCUCCCUCCUGCUGUCUGCAGUGAAGAGCCAGGACUGCUACAGCCUCCACCAAACCAGGAGGCUGAUCCGUGAGCUGAAGAGUAAAGAAAUUCAUUUUCAGAGACGGCAAACUACCUUUGAACUAACCUUAGAAGCUGGGGAGAAGUUACUGAACACAGCUAACCUGGAAACUAAAGAGUUGAUUGACAAGAAAAUCAGUCAACUUCGGGACAACUGGAAGGACACAGAGCUCCACGUAGGAGAGCUGAUUAAACAGUUGCAGAACAAUGUAGAGACCUGGGACCAGUGUGAAAAGAAAAUCAAGGAGUUGAAAAGCAGGCUGCAAGUUUUAAAGGCACAAAGUAGAGAUCCUCUUCCAGAACUUCAUGAGGACCUCCACAGAGAAAAAGAGCUGAUUAAGGAACUAGAGAAGUCUUUGGGCAACUGGACUCAGAACUUGAAAGAACUUCACACUAUGAAGACCGACUUAACCCAGCACAUUCUUGUGGAGGACGUGAUGGUUUUGGAAGAGCAAACAGAGCAUUUGCACAGACAAUGGGAGGAUCUCUGCUUAAGAGUGGCUAUACGCAAACAGGAGAUUGAAGACAGACUCAAUUCAUGGAUUGUGUUCAAUGAAAAAAAUAAAGAGUUGUGCGCAUGGCUGGUGCAGAUGGAAAACAAAGUUCUACAGACAGCAGAUAUUAGUAUUGAAGAAAUGAUUGAGAAGUUACAGAAGGACUGCAUAGAAGAAAUAAACUUGUUCAGUGAAAACAAGUUACAGUUAAGGGAGAUGGGUGACCAGUUGAUGGAGGCCAGCAACGAGACAAGAGCAGCUGAGAUCGAGGACAAGCUCCACAGAGUCAGCGACCACUGGCAGCACCUCUUUGACGUCAUUGGAUCGAGGUGA
This is a messenger RNA of Leptonychotes weddellii (Weddell seal), 1092 nucleotides long. NCBI's taxonomy places the organism in Eukaryota, Metazoa, Chordata, Mammalia, Carnivora, Phocidae. The record is from RefSeq and is a predicted model, not a curated record.